AUGAAGGGGACUUCAACAGAAGUGAGCCCCACUGUGGAAAAAACGGACCAACAAGGAUUCCUGAGUGGUGGUCCUAAUAGCUUAACUUGCAGAGAACUUGGUGUUGAAUCUCAAAAUUCAUCCCUUAUUGAACAUCAAAGAAUGGACACUGAGGAAAAAUCUAGUGAACACAAUCAGUGUAGAAAGACUUUUAUGCACAGGACCAGUCUUGUAGUACAUAAGAGCAUCCACACUGGGGAGAAUCCUUAUGAAUGCAAGCAGUGUGUAAAGAUAUUCAGGGACAGUUCUGGUCUUGCUAGACAUGAGAUAAUCCACACUGGGGAUAAUUCUUAUGAAUGGAAGCAAUGUGGAAAGACAUUCAGUCAUAGCUCUAGUCUUGCUGAACAUCAGAGAAUCCAUUCUGUGGAGAAACCUUAUGAAUGCAAUCAGUGUGGAAAGUCAUUCAGGGACAGCUCAAAUCUUGCUCGACAUCAGAGAAUCCACACUGGGGAGAAACCUUAUGAAUGCAAUCAGUGUGGAAAGACAUUUAGUCAGAGUUCUGGUCUUGCUUACCAUCUGAAAAUCCACACUGGGGAUAAACCUUAUGAAUGCAAUCAGUGUGGAAAGAUAUUCAGGGGCAGUUCUAGUCUUGCUGUACAUCAGAGAAUCCACACUGGGGAGAAACCUUAUGAAUGCAAUCUUUGUGGAAAUACAUUCACAAAGAGGUCUCAUCUUGCUUCUCAUCAGAGAACCCACACUGGGGAUAAACCUUAUGAAUGCAAUCAGUGUGGAAAGAUAUUCAGGGACAAUUCCAGUCUUGUUCGACAUGAGAGAAUCCACACUGGGGAGAAACCUUAUGAAUGCAAGCAGUGUGGAAAGACAUUCAGUCGGAGCUCCCAUCUUGUUCCACAUCAGAGAACACACACUGGGGAGAAACCUUAUGAAUGCAAUCUUUGUGGAAAUACAUUUACACAGAGGUGUCAUCUUGCUUCACAUCAGAGAACCCACACUGGGAAGAAACCUUAUGACUGCAAGCAGUGUGGAAAGACAUUCAGUGUGAGCUCUAGUCUUGCUGUACAUCAGAGAAUCCACACUGGGGAGAAACCUUAUAAAUGCAAUCAAUGUGGAAAGACAUUCAGGGACAGUUCCAGUCUUGCUGUACAUCAGAGAAUCCACACUGGAGAGAAACCUUAUGAAUGCAAGCAGUGUGGAAAAACAUUCAGUCGUAGCUCCCAUCUUGUUCCACAUCAGAGAACACACACUGGAGAGAAACCUUAUGAAUGCAAGCAUUGUGGAAAGACAUUCAGGGACAGUUCCAGUCUUGCUGUACAUCAGAGACUCCACACUGGGGAGAAACCAUAUGGAUGCAAGCAGUGUGGAAAGACAUUCAGGCUGAGCUCCAGUCUUGCUGUACAUUGGAGAAUCCACACUGGGUAGAAACCUUGUGAAUGGAAGGAAUGUGGAAAGACAUUCAGUGUGAGAUCCUGUCUU
Molecule: messenger RNA, 1470 nt
Organism: Gracilinanus agilis (Agile Gracile Mouse Opossum)
Lineage: Eukaryota; Metazoa; Chordata; Mammalia; Didelphimorphia; Didelphidae
Product: zinc finger protein OZF-like
Exons: 1
Coding region: 1-1416 (471 amino acids)
Source: RefSeq, a predicted model, not a curated record